UAUCGAUAGUAGCUAACCUUUUGCCUUGCAAAAUAAUUAGCACAAGGAAAAAACCAACAGAUGGCUAGAAGAAGACAAAAAAAGAGAACUCAUGCAAAACAGUCCGAAGCGGAUCUAAAGUCGAUACCAAGAUCUAUGGUUAUCCACUUGGGUACCGCUUUGGAAAACAAUACCCUUACUCAACUUGUUAAAGACACUAGAAAUAUGAUGCAACCGCAUACUGCAAUUCGUCUUCGUGAACGUAAAUCAAAUAAGCUCAAAGAUUUUGUGGUCAUGGCAGGUCCUUUGGGAAUUACAUAUUUGAUGCUUUUUAGUCAGAAUGAGAAAACAGGAUCCACCCAUUUAAGACUCUCUUCCAUGCCUAGGGGUCCGACAAUAAGUUUCAAAGUUUCAGAAUACUCACUUUGUAAAGACGUUAGUCAUAUACAGAAAAAUCCAAAGUCGAUAAGUGCCUCUUCGCACGAAUUUGUGAAUCCGCCUCUACUUGUUAUAAGUGGUUUCACAAAUCCUAAAAACGCAUCUCCAGAAGAAAAACUUGUUGUUACCAUGUUCCAAAAUAUGUUCCCUCCCAUUUCCCCUAUAAAUACGAAAGUCGGAACCAUUAGACGUGUACUUUUGCUAAACAAAGAUAAGGAAACUGGAGUUAUUGAGUUGAGACAUUACGUUAUCGACACAAAGCUAGUUGAUGUUUCAAGAAACGUCAAAAAGUUGAUUAACGUGAAAAGCCAUUUAAACAAAAAACUACCGAAUCUUUCUAAAACCAAAGACGUUGCCGAUAUAAUUCUAGAUCCCUAUGCACAAGCCGGUUUCACUUCUGAUUCGGAAGUCGAAGACGAUUCAAUUGUGGAAGUGAAUGAAGGUGAUGAUUCCUCAGUUUUAACCAAACCCACUUCCGAAGAAAGUAAAUUAGAAACAGCCCAAGGCCAGAAGAGGAAAAAGGCAGUCAAACUUACUGAAAUUGGUCCUAGAAUGAAAUUAGAGCUCAUAAAAAUUGAAGAUGGGGUAUGUGAUGGUAAAGUUCUAUAUCACUCACAAUUCUCAAAAACUAAGGCUCAAAUGAAUAAACUGGAACAGCAACAUGCACUCAGGAAGAAAGCUAAAGACUUGAGAAAGAAAGAGCAAGCUGCCAAUGUUGCCAAGAAAAAUGAAAAAAAGCUGUUAAAAAAGCAGAGGAGAGAAGAGAGAAAGAAGGCAGGUGAAAUAGGAAGUGAUGAAAGCUCAGAAGAAGACAGCUCUUCUGAUGAAGAUGUUGAGAUGGGAGAUUACUCUGAUGUAAGUGACCCAAAUGAUGAUGUUGAGGAUUCUCAUGAUGAAAAACUUUUUGAUGAGGAAGAAGCCUAAAAUCUAUGAUUUGUUCCUGUAUGGAAAAAAAUUUCUUGCUCCUUUUUCUUGACUUUUUUUCAGACUAGAUGAUCGGUUUCACUCUUUAAAAAGCCUUGGAAGAAUGAUUAAGAAAUUUGAAUAGAUACUUGAUAUAUAUGAAAAAGUUUUAUACUUAAAUAAUAUAAUAUUUCAGUAGAAACGUGAACGUAAAAAUGAGAACAAAAA
Messenger RNA from Pichia membranifaciens NRRL Y-2026, 1548 nucleotides. RefSeq lists its product as hypothetical. Gene Ontology annotation, cellular component: preribosome, large subunit precursor. The transcript is spliced from 2 exons. NCBI's taxonomy places the organism in Eukaryota, Fungi, Ascomycota, Pichiomycetes, Pichiales, Pichiaceae. The record is from RefSeq and is a predicted model, not a curated record. The coding region runs from base 61 to 1341 and encodes 426 amino acids. Gene Ontology annotation, biological process: rRNA processing; ribosomal large subunit assembly. Gene Ontology annotation, molecular function: rRNA binding.